Pogoniulus pusillus (Red-fronted tinkerbird) is the source of this 8142-nucleotide messenger RNA. It is a transcript of the gene CMTM4, whose product is annotated as CKLF like MARVEL transmembrane domain containing 4. The coding region runs from base 223 to 858 and encodes 211 amino acids. The transcript has 4 exons. NCBI's taxonomy places the organism in Eukaryota, Metazoa, Chordata, Aves, Piciformes, Lybiidae. Gene Ontology annotation, cellular component: membrane. The record is from RefSeq and is a predicted model, not a curated record.
GGCGCGAGGCCGCUCGUACUGGCUGCGCCCGCGCGGGGCAGGGGCUGAGGCGGUGGCCGGGCCGGGGCCCAGCACCAUGCUGCUGUCGCCGGCCCCCCGGCUCCGCUUGGCCUGACGAGGAACGGAGCGAGCCAUGCAGCCGGCGCUCCGGUAGGUGAGCGCGGCUCGGCUUGGGCUGGAGUUCCGCGGCCAGUCCCUCAGCAGCGCGGCGGCACCGGCACCAUGAGGAACGGCGAUGACCUGGAGGGCUUCGACGGCGAGGCGUCCAGCACCUCCAUGAUAUCUGGGGCCAGCAGUCCCUACCAGCCCACCACGGAGCCCGUCAGCCAGCGCCGUGGUCUGGGCGGUCUCCGUUGCGACCUGGACUACCUGCGGGGCACCUUUGGCAAGAUCAAGCUGGCCGAGGUGGUUUUGGCACUGAUUGCCUUCAUCUGCAUAGAGACCAUCAUGGAAUGCUCCCCUUGCGAAGGCCUUUAUUUCUUUGAGUUUGUGAGCUGCAGUGCAUUGGUGGUGACUGGAGUUCUGUUGCUUAUGUUCAGUCUAAAUCUGCACACAAGAAUACCACAGAUCAACUGGAAUCUUACUGAUCUGGUCAACACUGGACUCAGCACUUUCUUCUUUUUCAUUGCCUCUGUAGUACUUGCUGCUUUAAACCAUAAAACUGGAGCAGAAAUUGCUGCUGUGAUCUUUGGUUUCUUGGCAAUGGCAAUGUAUGCUGUGAACACGUAUUUAGCUGUUAAAAAAUGGCGCAUGAGCAGCAGGCAGCAGAGCAGUCGGCAGAGCAGCGACUACAUCCGAGCUCGGACGGAGUCCAGAGAGGUGGAUCAUCGCCCCGAGAUCCAGCGGCUCGACGCGUGACAGCCGCCUCCAGAUGGGACUGCCUGGAGCUGCUCAGCUCGCCAGUGGAACAAAGGGGUUUGGGGCUUUGGGCUUUAUUUAAAGAAAAGGAAGAUCAGAUGGUGGUAAACAAUGCCCAGCCCUGCUUCUGUGCAGAGAUGCACUGAGUCAGAAGCUGUUCUCAUGCCGUUGGUCAACUGAAAGCAGAAUGCCUUUAAGAUGUUCACAUAUACAUACAUGUAUAUUAUAUAGCUUAUAUAAUAUAUAUAAUGUAUAUAUGGUUUGGAGACUUGGUUUGGAUUAACUGCACGGUACUUUCCUUCCCUCUCCCAAGUGCAAGCUCUUAAUACACCUGUUCUGCCAUACAACGUGUUCAGAAGCGUGUUCUGCCACUGAUUCUUCAUCUGUCAUAAACACUAAGACCAGCACUACAUUGGUUGGUUAAUCUAGGAGAGAGAUCCACCAAAACCCAAUUCCAUACAGGUGAAAAGGAAGUGAGGUGCAAAUAGCAAUAACCUUAGCCAUAUCUUGUGUCCAACAAGCUCUGUAUCUGUCCUCGUGCAGUGCAACUCAGUCCUCACCUGCAAGAUCUCCUGCAGUUUCACUGUUGGUGCACUUCCAGAGUUGAAUGGACAAACGAUUUCCCAGUCUUUGGUGGAUGUGGAGCAGAGGUAGUUCCCCUGUGGGUUGCUGUGAAAUUGCUGUAUUCAGUUCAUGAAUGAGCAUGGCCAGGCUGGAACUGAAAGGUCACCAAAUGCAUCCUGUGUGAGUUUGUGAUCAUCUGCUAAUGUUGGGGUACCUUUUAUUUCUCGUUCUGAAAUGGGAAAAGAAAUACAUUUGGGAGGCAGGGAGGGGAAAAGGGGCUUGAGGGACAGAGUAGGGAAAGAAGGGAUUAUCAUCCAGUGGACUUGCAUUCCAGUCGUGACUUUUUUUCUUCUUUCUUUCCCUUCCCUUUUAAAGGUCCAGCCUUUCGGAGGAGCCUAGGGGUAAGCAGGAACUAGCAAAGCAAAAUGAUGGUGGGCUUAGAGACUGUUUCUAGAGUUGCAGUGCUCUAUUCACGGAAGAGAAGUAUUUUCCUUUUUGGAAAGUUGGUUGUUUUUUCUGCAGUUAGAACUGUUGACAGUAGGUAAAACUGAUCUUUAUUAUGGACACAUAUUUCUUAAUUGGAUGUUUCUUAUUCCCCCCCUACUAUUUUAGCUAACUGCAGUUUUCUCCUUUUAAUUCCACUGAAGGGAAUAAUAUUUUCCUUACUUCUGCAGCAAGCAGAUGAUACCAUAAUGUAGUUAAGCAGAUGAUAUCUUAAGAUACCCACUGAUGAUUUUAUUUUUUGGGUUGGUUUCUAUGUAUGGGAUCCAUCCUUCGGCUUGCGCCUUACAUGAAGAAUGUGUCUGGGAGCAGAUCUCUAGAGCUGAAUUCUUACCUGGUGUCAGCUGAUGAAGUCUUUGCAGCUAGGAGAGCUAUGCCAUGAAUGCCUGCGUUUAUCUCACCUUUGGCUGCGUUGUCUUGGCUCUUGGGUGGAUGAAAGCAGUUAACCUUGCAGACAGGUUCUACCAAACAAAAGAUCAGUAGAGGUGCCUGGGGUAGUGACGGGUGUGAACCUACUGCUGCAACACUGGAAUCGAGCACCAGAAAAAAAAACAGUGACAAAAGUGAUGUCUCCUCGUUUUCAAUUAACUGCUGUCUGCAGUGCAUUCCAUCCUAGUGGCUAAGAUUGAAAGUCAGAGAGCUCUUAAUGAGGUUAAAGAACACUAGCGUUUUCUUAAUGAAGAAUGGUUUACCAGUUGCUGUAGUAGCAUUUUAUUGUGCUUCACUGAAAGUUGACAGCAAAGGGAGCAGCUGCUUCAGAAAGGUCGAACCAGUUAAGCUGGAGCUCCGGUGCUGGCUUUAGAACAGGCACAUCUGCCUGAGGUGGUGUUUCAGCUGGUUUGCUGUGCAGUGCAGGGGAAGCAGACCACAGUUGUGUGCCCAGUGCAGUAUGAAAGAAAGUACAGCAAUUGUUACAGCCCUGCUGCUGCUUUGUACCCUGCCUGCUCUUGGCAUAGUGUGGGGAGAGUUUGUAGAUACUGUCAGUUAUUUGGAGAAGCUUUUUAUUGUGUACUGGCAUUAAAGCUGAUUCUAUAGAGAUUGCUUUAAAAACCACCCAAACAUGUUCAUAGAUUAACAGAAUGGGUUAGGUUAGAAGGCACCUUCAAGCUCAUCCAGUUCCACCCCCCUGCCAUGGGCAGGGACACCUCCCACUAGUCCAGGUUGCUCAAGGCCUCAUCCAACCUGGCCUUGAGCACCUCCAGGAAGGAAGCAUCCACAACCUCCCUGGGCAGCCUGUGCCAGAAAUACAACAAAACCAAACUACAACCCAAACCAAAUGAACCACCAACAAAAAAAACUAAACCACCAUACCAGACAAACUCAAACAGGUUCCCCAGCUCCUCUGCAGAAUACUGUCCUCCAGAAGAGCCAUGAUUUCAGAGUGGAAGCCUUACCAGAAAUCAAGACACAGAAAUUAGGUAGUGCAUGGAGAAGGCUUCUUGUUGGGAGUGUGUCCUGUUUGCUGGCUCAUGGCAAGGACUGGGGUGGUCUGCCAUUAUUGACACCAUGGCUUGAGCUGAGCACAGCUUUCAGGGAGGAAUUCCGAAAGAGUUUAAAAACAAAAAACUACAGACUUUGUGAACCAGAAAAAUGUGCAUUUAUAAUUUCCUUCUUUUGGGGACCAAAGAGAAUUUUAGUUUUGUACAGUCUGUGCUUUCUAAAAAUUUAAAUGAAGCAUUUAUAACUCUACAGGAAUGUAAUCUACUUUUUGAAUGAUAUAGAAGGGAAUUCAAGGAGCUGUUAGACAGCUGCAUUUAAACCAUGAACAUCAUCAGGUACCUGCAUGGUUACAUUGAUUGUUUCAUGCCCCCUCCAGCUGAAUGUACCUGGUGUAUUGAGGAGCUGAGGAUAUUUGAAGACACUUACCCAAACUGCAGUCAUCCUAAAAAAGCUAGAGAGAAAGAAAAUAGGCUAGAAAGUUCAUUUGUUCUUUAAAACUUGCUUAAGGAAGCCAGAUGAAAUUGCUUCUCCCAGCCAGUUAGUUUCAGUUGUAACUGCUGAGCAAAUAGGGGUCAUUUCUUUCCCCGAAGAGUAGUGUUCAUCUUCAUAAAGGGACUCAAACCCCAUUGUAGAUACAGCUAAAGUUAGCCUAGACAUUUGAGCCUUGUAGGAGUGGGAUGCUUGAGUCUGUGAUGUUUCUGCUUAGCCUCUUGCAUCAGACCAAGUCUGCAGGCCUCCUGGUGUUUCUGCAUGUAGGAAGGAAGGUAAUUUUUGCAGCCUAUGUACAGUCAUCAGAAGAUGAAUGAAAGCCUGAGGUAUGAGUGGAGCAGAGGAGCACUGCUGUCUGCUGUUGUAAGAAGCUAGGUUUUCAGCCUUAGUCUACCACAUGCUGCUGCAGUGGUCCUAAGAUUGUGACUAAACUCAUUUUGACAGUUUCAUCCCUUGUAAAGUUGCUUCCUCCUUGCUCUGACCUUGUUCCUGUAGUAAAUUCACACCUUAUCUAUCUGAUGUUUUAGUGUUUAAGUUUUUUUGGGCCCUCUUCACUGAUCUGUGUAAUGGAUGCUUCAACAGAAGAGAAGAAUGCUGUGCCUGAUGUCCUCUUGCUUAAGUGUGGUACCUCUCCCUUUUCUGACAGCUUGUGAUGCUUGGGCUGGGUGUGUUGGGGGAAGUCUGUCUCUUUCCCCUAGUGCUCUGGAAGGUAGCUUGUAUGCUGCAUGCGUUUGUGAGAGCCUUCUGCUGGGAGCCAUGUGCUUAGAGGUCGAGAGAACUGGACACUCAUCUAUCUCUGCCUCUGAGAGCCAACCUUUACAAAGAUGGGAAGCCUGUGUUUCAGUCUGCAUUCCUCAUAGGCUUUGUAGCAUCAGCAUGCCUUGGAAACAGCUUCUCCUAUGGGAGUUUAAAUGCAGUCAGUAAAGUGGAGGUGCUUCUUCACGGGCUUGUCACAGGAGUCUCACUCUGCAUCUCCUCGAAGGAGCUGUGGUUUUGGCUGUACUUCAUUGGCUCUAGAAAGAAGAGCCCCACUGAAAUGAAUAAAGCUGUCAUGUAGCAUUUCUGACAGCUGGGCUCUCAGUUCUUGUUUGGAGGGCCACCAAAGCUCAGAAAGACUCUGCAGGUAGAGAUGGUGUGUGUCUGAAUGUCCAUAGCAACAGACGAGUGUCAGGAGUAAGGCGAAAUAGGUAGAGAACCCAGCAGUGUUGGGACAAACUCUGUGGGCAUUCUGCCAGAGUCCUCUCUUUGUUUCAACAGAGGGAGUUAGUUACCAGUUUCUCCAGACAGUCAGGAGGACUCUGAAUGUCACUCCCGGGCUUUUCCUAGCAUGUUACUGUCUCUGUCAGCCACUUGGCCACCUGGUUAGCUCAGUGUCAGAGUGAUGCUCUCCAACCUGAAAGGGUUCCUUUUGUUCUAUUCUUCUUUUUACAUUGUCUUAUUUUAAAAUGUCUCUAACCAUUUGUGUCGUAAAAAUCAUCUUAAAGAAGAAGUUCUGCUUACACUGUGAUUUCUGGUAGCCUUUAAUUUAGAGUCUACAGCACAAUCUUAAUUUUUCUUUUGGGAUGUGCAGCUUUCAAGUGUUCUUAGAUAUGCCUAGAAAUGAAAGUUGUCUGUUUAUCAGGAGAAUGUGAUUAGGUGAAGUUACCUCUCCAGGCUCCCAGUGCCCCUCUCUGAGGUGUGCUGGCUGAAUUAGUGAAAUUGCCUUCUUUAAUCUCUGCGGGUUAAGAAAUAUUUUUACUAGCUAGCCACAGCUAUUCCUGUUUUAAAUGGUGCUUGGCAAAGAGAAGGUAUUUAAUUGUAUAUGCAAUAUACAGAAUGACCUUGAUUGACAUAUUUAUAACUUAGAGCUUUUUGUUUGUUUGUUUACUACAAAGCUUUUCUCUGUCGGCUUCCCCCGGGGAGGUUUGGAGACGCCAGUGAGCAUUGAGGAGAGGAUGAAGGAACUCUCUUGAUGAAUUUAGAGCGAGGACAGAGGAGUGUUUCCAAAAGCAAUAGCCAGACUGUAUGACUGGGUAGCUGGGCUUUCUCUUCUUUGUGGGUUGGGGCUGGUCCCUACAGCUGUUUUACUAACAUCUGUGUGUGAGCGACAGAACAAAGUCUGACCACCUGCCUCUGCUGGCCAGCACAGACUGUUGAUGAGAGAGUGGGAAAGGGCAGGGGAUUGUCUUUGCUUUGGACAAAGGUCUCGCUAGGCACAUGGAAUUAAAACCUUCAUGUGUGCAGAAGAAAAGACCCUCUCUUAACUAGGCUGAUGUAUAACCCUUGGCUACCUUUAAGCCCCAAAGCAGUCUUACCUUAAUGUUUUUAGUGAUGUUAGUUUUCUCCUGAUGUCUGCAGCAGGUUCAAGUGGUUCUGGCCAGCACCCUCCUCUUACAACAGUUGCUACCUUCAUUUUUCUACUGUUUAUACUUUAAUUGUGAAUGUUUACUGGUUUCUACUCUUUGGCUAUUGUGGAGGGAGAGCAUAUCCUAGCACUACAACUCAUCCAGCUUUAACUCAAAUGUCACAGUUCUGGAGUGAGAAAAGAUUUUGAUUUAUAUAUUGUGGCAAAUUUAUUGCGUUUUAAAAGGAUUUCUGUGCUUCUAAAACACAUUAAUGGUAUAAUAGAACAAAUCACUUAAUUGAUCAUUUAUCUCUUGCCUAGACUUUUCUCCUGUGUUAGUGUCAUUUGGAAACUAUUUGUAUAUGUUGAAGUUUGUAAGGGUUCAGGAACCCCCAAUAAAAUAGUAAAGUAUGUAUUUAUUUCUCACAGAGCUCAAGUUUGAUUUGCAAGUUGACACUUUGUAUGUCUUCUUUCUUCCACAGAAUUGUAAACAAGUGCUGAAAAACUGCUUCACCUAGGGUGCCUUCCAUGUGUGAGAUCAACACUUGUCACUCACAAAAGCAGAAGUGUAAAUGUGUUCAACCAGGAAACACUAUUUUUGUAACGUGUGUCACUAAAGCAGCUCUGGUGUCACUGUGCUUGUGUCUCCACUGGUCCCAGUUGUGUGGGUACUGCACUCAUCCCCCUUCCCUUUGUGCACUAAAUAGUGACGUCUCAUCUCCUGACAAAUCAAAGGAUUCUGUCGUUUGUGCUCUGCCUUCAGCUGCUGCCUGAGAGAUGGAGAUGAAGCUGGUGGAAGUUGGGAGGUGUUCCAGAUUUCUGUCCUUGUGGCCAGAGAUGCUCAGUGUAGGAAAUGUCUAUCCUCGGUGCUGUUGCUGGGUCCUCUGUUAAAACACAGCAGGCCUAAGGUAAACAUUUUGAUACUAGCUCAUAAUUUGUGACUUAGGGUGUCUGAGAAGGUCUGAAAGACUUUAUCCUUCAGGGAUGUAGGUCCUACAGCAGCAGAUUUGUAACUGCCAAGGCUCAGGGGUACCAGAGAGAAUUCCGUCCCGGGCUGAGCAGAGGCAGUGCAGUUUUCACAGGUCUGCUGUGAACUGCCCUUGGUGUUUGGCUUUUGAAGUAAGAGAAAUGGUGGUGUUUUGCCAAGGGGAGGUUUACAAGCAUACCCUGAACGCAGAGCCUGGCUGUUGGCCUUCCUCAGGCAAAUUUCUGACUGCAGAUCAGGUGCCCUCUUCCCACCAAAUCCUGCUCAGGAGUAUCUCACCUUAGCAAAUGUUCACGGUGCAGCCUGGAAACGCUGUGAUGUGACUCCGGGAAGUUAGGCUGCAUCCAGGGCCAGCUGAUGGAGUAGGUGAUGUCUGUAGCAGCACCUGCCAGCUGUGAUCACUGUCUGCUCAGCAUCCACAGCUCCAGCUUCUGUCUUCCAGCUCUGUGGGUGACAGUUGUGCUGUUCAUGUUAACCGAUUCCAAAGGCACAGCAGCUCUACAGCAGCGUGGAACCCCCAACUUGUUCUUACACCACAAAUGAUUUGUCAGUCUGUUGUGUGCCUCUCUUCUCUUAGUGUUCACGCCAAACAAAACCCACAAGCUGAGGAAUUGUCUUGCAGUGGAGACAGCAGCCUUGGUUUUGAAAUCCAUCCUGUUGUAGCAUAAUUUCAGUGGUGUAUUUAUCAGUUUUCAACCUCGUUUUGCUUUUCCAGUCUCUUGUAUAUGGGCACAAUGCCUUUUGUAAAUCGUUUUUUUUUUCUAAUUUAGCUGUCUUUCUAUUUUGUUUUCUUUCUGAGAUCUGAAGAUUUGAGCUGUCUGGGUUUUCAUGGUACUCUUCUGAUCAUGUCUUCAUAGUGGUAAAAGUCUGUAUUUUUGUAUGUAGGGAAAUGGUAGUUUUCUAACACUUAUCUCAAUCAAUAUGAUAUGGAAUCAUUUGUGAAGGACUUCCUGUUUAAUAAAUGGACAUGAAAAUACUGAAA